CGCCAUGUAGUUUAUUUUACCAUAAUGGGUUUAUCUUGUGCAUGUAGAACCCUCCUCAGUACGUCGGCAACGACGAUAGGUGCUUUCGUGCGAUGGUCAUGUGGUGGACAUGCCCCCAGUACCUCAAGAAGCACGAGGAGGGCAAGGCGAAGCGGGCAGAGAUGCGAGGUGGAUCGCAUAUCCAAGGCAGCAUCCCCAUCUCUCUUCACCUGCAGAAGGAGGAAGUCAGGACAGGAGCGAAGCCUAACGUCUUUGCCGUGCUAAAGAAGAUGAAGCAAAGGAAGACGCCUGAUCCUGAGACGGGGUCCUUGUGGGUUAACCCGCAAUCCGAGACCCAGUGCACGGCGUAUGUCUCCAAGUUCAAGCAGAAGCACGGCGAGGACGCCAAUCCAGAGGCCGAGGACUUUGACCCUGAGGUCGCGGUGCUUGCGGGAGAAGGCUUGAAGCAUGGCCGCCUAUGGUUUGGUGACGGGUGCGUCGACCCAGCGAGGGUUCCCUCUCUCCGCCAGAUCCGUCGUGGUCGUAAGAGCGGCCAGCCUGAGGUAGAGCCCCGGCCACGGGCUUCGGAUCUAGCUGUCGAGCGGUUACGGGAGGAGAUGGCAGCGAAGGAGCAGGCGGCCCAGGAGCACGCACGGAACAUGGAGCGGCAGAUUCUGGAGUACCAGCAGCAGCAGACACAGAUGAUGCAGCAGAUGCAACAGCAGCAGCAGAUGAUGCAGCAGCAGCAGGCACAGAUGAGCUGGCUCAUGAGCCAGACGGCUCUGUCUUCUCCACCGGGGAGUCUUCCUCCUCCACCUUACUCCAUGUGGAUGCCGCCACCGCCCACUCAGACCCCUGGGACACCUAUCACCGUCAACAACAUGAACAUCAUCCGGAGCAUGAACCUCGAUUUUAUGUCACAAGGCAAUGACAAUGAGGCCGGCGGAAGCGGAGGAGGACAAUAAGGUUGAUGGCAUGGUCUUGAUGGAUUUGUGGACUUUCCCGUUAUGGAUUGUACUUGUACUUGAUGUGUGUU
Molecule: messenger RNA, 1015 nt
Organism: Lolium perenne
Lineage: Eukaryota; Viridiplantae; Streptophyta; Magnoliopsida; Poales; Poaceae
Source: RefSeq, a predicted model, not a curated record